GAACUCAUAUAACCAGAACACGGUGCCCGUUCGGUGUAGGCGAUUUAACGGAGAGGACGAACUUACUGGACUGAGUUUAGCGGCGAAGUUACUGGACGUGUAGCCAACGAAGAGAAAGAUGGGUUACGAUUAUGGGAAAAACAGGAGCGAGCACCCCGAGCCUAUACAAGCAGAGGUGGAAGGUUCUCUUCCUGAGUGGCUUCAGGGGACUCUUGUGCGAAAUGGCCCUGGUCUCUUCUCGGUUGGAGAGACUUCUUACAACCACUGGUUUGAUGGAAUGGCGCUCAUGCACAGCUUCACAAUCAAGCAUGGCGAGGUUACCUAUAGAAGCAAAUAUCUCAGAGGUGACACUUACAACAGCAACAUGCAGGCCAACAGAAUAGUUGUGUCCGAGAUGGGGACCAUGGCUUAUCCACAUCCAUCUAAAAACAUAUUUUCCAAAGUGAUCACCUUUCUCAACCACACGGUUCCAGACUUUACAGACAACUGUGCUGGCAAUAUAAUAAAAUAUGGAAAUGACUACUAUGCCACAUCUGAAACCAACUACAUUCGCAAAAUUGACCCUGUGACCCUGGAGACACAAGACAAGGUGGAUUACCAGAAAUACCUUGCAGUGAACCUUGUUACGUCACACCCACAUUACGAUAAAGAGGGAACCACCUACAACAUGGGGACAUCAAUUGCAGACAAGGGCAAGACGAAAUACAUGAUAUUCAAGGUUCCUGCAGUGGGGAAAAGUGCCUCUGAGGAGUCUCCAGCCUUGAAGAACGUUGAGACCAUCUGCACGUUGCCCUGCCGCUCUCUCCUGACCCCGAGUUAUUACCACAGCUUCGGCAUGACUGAGAACUACUUCAUCUUUAUUGAGCAGCCCUUAAAGCUGGACAUUCUCAAAAUGGCCACUGCCUACCUGAGGGGGGUCAACUGGGCCAGCUGUUUAAAAUUCCACCCCGAGGAUGAAACCCUGAUUCACCUCAUUGACCGAAAGACAAAGAAAGAAGUUGGCAUGAAAUACUACACCGGAUCAAUGGUGGUAUACCAUCACGUCAAUGCUUUUGAAGAGGAUGGUCAUGUGAUAUUUGAUGUGAUCGCCUAUGAUGACAACAGCCUGUAUGACAUGUUCUACCUCGACAAGCUAAAAGAGCAAGACACAUCUGGCCCCAGCAAAACCUUUAGCAAACCUAAGUGCAAGCGAUUUGUGCUGCCACUUAAUGACAAGGGUGAGGCAGGAGAAGACCUGGUCAAGUUAAAAUACACAAAAGCAAGCGCUGUAAAAGAAAAGGAAGGGAAAAUUCUCUGCCAGCCAGAAGUGCUCACUGAAGGUGUGGAACUUCCCAGAAUCAAUUACAACUACAAUGGACAGAAGCACAGAUAUGUUUAUCUGACGGUUGCAGAGAAGGCUGAAUCCACAAUGAUUACCAAGCUGGAUGUUGAGACGAAGCAGCGGCUUGACUGGACGGCAGAAAACUGCUUUCCCUCCGAGCCUGUGUUCAUUCCCAGGCCAGGUGCAACUGAAGAGGAUGAUGGCGUAAUCCUGACUUCAGUCAUAAACUGCAUUCCUGAUGAGUCUGACUAUCUUCUGGUGCUCGAAGGAAAGUCUUUCAAAGAAGUGGCACGAGUACACGUCAACGCGGAGCUGCACAUAGACAUGCACGGCUACUUCAUACCACAAAACGAUUAAAUGCUGGACCUGCUGGUGGAGCGUGUGAAGAGUGAGCAAUGAGCUGUUGAAGAGAGACAAGAUAUUAAAAGAGAAAUGGAUCAAAAUGGUCCGUCAGAUUUGCACGAACAGCUACAAACUGUUAUUAAAGUUUACAACCAUGAAACCACAGGGCUGACCUCAAAUGGUCACCCCUUAUCUGUGAGCAUUCGCAGGUGUGCUGUGUGCUGGGCAGAGAAACACUGCAGACCAGUUCAUACACCAAUCAGGCAUAACAUUAUGACCACCUCCUUGUUUCUACGCUCAUUGUCCAUUUUAUCAGCUCCACUUACUAUAUAGGUGCACUUUGUAGUU
This is a messenger RNA of Colossoma macropomum (tambaqui), 2011 nucleotides long. It is a transcript of the gene bco1, whose product is annotated as beta-carotene oxygenase 1. Gene Ontology annotation, molecular function: beta-carotene 15,15'-dioxygenase activity; carotenoid dioxygenase activity. The record is from RefSeq and is a predicted model, not a curated record. Gene Ontology annotation, biological process: retinal metabolic process; carotene catabolic process. The transcript has 11 exons. NCBI's taxonomy places the organism in Eukaryota, Metazoa, Chordata, Actinopteri, Characiformes, Serrasalmidae. The coding region runs from base 119 to 1678 and encodes 519 amino acids.